AUGUCGCCACGGCUCGGCGUGCUGCACAGCAUCCCGUUCGCGAUUCCGUUUGAGACGCGUGUGUCGAUUUUCCGGCACUUUGUAAUGAACGACAUGAUGAACCGCGGUAUGGACGGCUUUGGACCGCAUGGCCGGACACGCGUGACAGUGCGCCGGGGAUCAGUCGCGCAGGACGGGUUCGAUAGACUAGCCGACGCAGAUUUGCAUGCGCCGAUAGCAAUCACGUUUGUGGACCAGUGGGGGAAUGAGGAGGCGGGGAUUGACGGUGGGGGCGUGUUCAAGGAGUUCCUCACGUCGUUGUGCAAGGAGGUUUUUGAUACGGACCGCGGGUUGUGGCUCGAGACUAAGCAGAACGAGCUGUAUCCCAACCCGCAUUCGUAUGCCACAGAAGCCCAUAGCUUGAACUGGUACAGGUUUCUUGGGCGAAUAUUGGGUAAGGCGCUGUAUAACGGCAUCCUCGUAGACGUCGCAUUUGCGGGCUUCUUUCUUGCGAAGUGGCUAGGGAAGCAGAGCUUUUUGGAUGACCUGGCGUCCCUCGACCCGGCCUUAUAUCAGGGCUUGAUCUUCCUUAAGCAUUAUACAAGCGACCCGGAAGAUCUCUCACUGAACUUCACUGUUGCGGAGGAAGGCGAGUACUCAGAGUUCGGUGUAGCGCGGACAGUAGAGCUGAUUCCGAACGGCAGCAAUGUCGCAGUGACGCGGGAGAACAGGCUGCAGUACAUCUACCUUGUGUCGCAUUAUCGAUUGAACAAGCAGAUCAAAAAGCAAAGCGAGGCAUUCUUCGAAGGGCUGUCAGACAUGAUCGAUCCGAAGUGGCUUCAAAUGUUCAAUCAGCAAGAGCUACAAAUCUUGCUGGGCGGCGUGAAUUCACCGAUUGCUCUUGAUGAUCUGCGGCAGCAUACGAACUACGGAGGUCUGUUCGACGACCACCAUCCUACGAUUGAGAUAUUCUGGACGGUCGUCGAUUCGUUCGAUCAGGACCAACGGCGCGCGCUUUUGCGCUUUGCGACAAGUUGCAGCCGGCCGCCAUUACUAGGGUUCAAAGAGCUUGUGCCCAACUUCUCCAUACGUGAUUCAGGCACGGACGAGAAUCGACUGCCGACUGCGAGUACAUGUGUGAACCUUCUGAAACUGCCGCGAUACACGAGCGGAAGGGUCCUUCGAGAAAAGUUGCUGCAAGCUAUCAAUUCUGGCGCUGGGUUCGAUCUUUCGUGA
Postia placenta MAD-698-R-SB12 is the source of this 1215-nucleotide messenger RNA. RefSeq lists its product as hypothetical. Gene Ontology annotation, molecular function: ubiquitin protein ligase activity. The coding region runs from base 1 to 1215 and encodes 404 amino acids. The record is from RefSeq and is a predicted model, not a curated record. Lineage: Eukaryota; Fungi; Basidiomycota; Agaricomycetes; Polyporales; Adustoporiaceae. Gene Ontology annotation, biological process: protein polyubiquitination; ubiquitin-dependent protein catabolic process. The transcript is spliced from 9 exons.